AUGGUUAAUACAGAUCAUGAUCAAUUUUAUUUCGAUCUGAAACAUUAUUUUGACCGAUUUAUACCGAAUGAAGAUAACUUGGGUGUCAUUGAUGGAGAUGAUAAAUUAAAUUUGAUAGUUCAACCUAUCAGUAAAAGUGUUCGUCAUGCGCUUGAAUAUUUUGUCCAUGAUUUAAGACGUGAUCGAGAUCAAACUAUCCAACGAUUUCUUAAAGAAAAUAGUGUUAAUGAUAUUUUUCGUUCUAUUGCACAGUUGCUACUAAGCAACGAUGAUCGUGUUUCCGGUAAUAGUGCUUACAUUCUGGGUAGUACAGUAGAGUUAGAAGCCGGUCUCAAACAAUUUUUAAUUGUAUUUUCUGAUAAACACAAAUCAAACAAUGUUGAUGUCAUACGAAUACUAUGCUAUUUAUUGAAGCAUAUCGAUCCUGAAUGUGUUUUGAAUGCUGCUGGUACGCUCGGUACUAUAUGUAGCUCAAAAGAAGGCCGUGAUUUAGUAUUAAAUCAUGCGUGCAUUCCUCAAAUGAUUAUAAAUACAGCUGCACUAUUAUCGUCUACGAAUCCCUGGAUUGCCAGUAAUGUGGCAUUAGUACUUGCUCGACUCACCGUUGAAGAACUUGGUUGCCAAACAAUAUUAACGCAUUACAAACAUAAGGAAAUUUUAAAUCAACUUAUGUCAGCGCUUGAUAUUAAUGAGCCUAGUCGUGCGACAAAUGCUGCGUUUGCUAUUGGGCGUUUAAUAGAAAAAGAUGAAGGAAAGGCUACACUCGUUUCCGUUUGUGGACAAUAUAAAAUUUUUGAUGCAUUAUUACAUAUGCUCGAAUUACAUGAAGAGAAAGGCGUAAAUAAAAAUGCUUGCUAUGCUUUAAGUUGUUUGUGCACGACUAAAUAUGGUUUUCAAUUAUGUCUACAAUAUAUAACAAGUUUUCAUCGAAUAUUAUUAGUUAUUGAAGCCAUACUUUUGUCGAUGGAAAACGAAAAUGUUUGGUUUGCUCUAAUGUGUCUGAGAACAAUUGCGCAAUAUGAUGGAGCUGCCGAACACCUAUGUUAUUCACAAGCUCUACCAGAAAGACUCAAACAAAUAAAAGAUAAAUGGAGGAAUUUUAAAGAUAUUCAAGAUGAAGCGAAACUACUUUGGUAUAUGAUACAUAGAAAUAUGAAACCUAGCCGACCAAAUAUUGGUGAAUGUCGAAGUACUUCUGUUGAUUUAUCUUGGAGUUUGAAUGUAGAUACUUGGGAUGAUAGUGACUUGCAAUAUCGAGUUGUUCUUGAUGAUGUACCAAUAGCUGUUACAAAUGGGACAAAUUAUUGUUUAAAGAGUUUAAGACCAAAUACAAGUUAUAAUAUACAAAUUCAAUAUUUAACAUGUCAUGGUGAUAGUAUUCGUAGUGAUCCAGUUGUAUUUCGUACAGAUGAAGAAUUACCACCACCUGUGAAUAAUCUACAUGUUGUACGUCGAACCAUGACAGCAGCUCGUAUUGGUUGGGAACAGCCAGAUCUUAGUGCGUGCAAUUCAUUCAAAGGCUAUCAAGUUUAUUUAGAUAAUGUUGAACAUGAUUUUACUCCUGAAUGUGGAAGUACAAUUAGUUCAUUAACAGCUAGUACUGGGUAUCAAGUUGAUGUAUGUAUAGUCAGUAAUAAAGGCAAAGGACCACGAGUAUCAAUCCAUGUAAUUACUGCUUCUGCAGGCGAUGUAAAUCCAGCACCACCAACAUUUUCGAUAGUAGGCCGGCGUGAAUUGCAUAUUAAAUGGCAAUCUCCAGAUGUAAUAUCUGGUCGUUUUACUCGUUAUGAACUUUUCUGUAAUGGCCGAUGUAUUUAUUCCGGUAUUGAACAAGAAUAUCAUGCAACAAUGCUUAGAACGGAUACCGAAUAUAGUAUGGAAGUUAUGGUUAUUACGAAUGAAGGUCGAUUUCGUAGUCGACCAGCAAAAGUUCGCACAUUAAAAGACGAAUUUAGCAAUACACAUCGUCAUUCGCUCUAUGAGCCACCAACUCAAACUCAAUUUAAAAUGAAGCGAACAGAAACAUUCGACGCAUCAAUACUUUCCGGAACGCAUAAUAAUUAUGUGAACAGUAACAAUCACCAUAAUAAUACUUCUAAAGUAUCACCGAAAUCUGAACGACGUGCAUCUAGAGAAAUUACUUUACCAAAUCGAAAUUCAGAAGUGACCACUCUUCAUACAUUGCAAUUAAAAGCACAUACUUUAUCGAGUAGUCGAGCAUUGCCCGGAAUAGUAAAAGUUCCUCAAUCUCGUCCAGUUGCAACGGUAAAACCACGUCAAACUCAUCGACCAUUAAUAACUUCACUACCAUUAAAUCAACGACAACCUCAGGCACGAAUAACUGCGUCUGUUAUUGUUCCUACACUGGCACUGGACUCUGAACCUAAAAUGACAUGGGCAACACCUGUUCUACAUAAAGUAACACAAGCGACAUCAUAUCGACUUUCAGUAGCAUCAAAACAACACACAACUAUGAAUGAUUUAAAAAAAGUCGAUCGCUGUGCAUCGACUUCAUUGCCAGAUUUACAAUUAGAUUGUACACGAGCGAAGACAUUUAUUCAAUCAUAA
Molecule: messenger RNA, 2568 nt
Organism: Rotaria socialis
Lineage: Eukaryota; Metazoa; Rotifera; Eurotatoria; Philodinida; Philodinidae
Source: the annotation of a GenBank genome assembly